Centruroides sculpturatus (bark scorpion) is the source of this 1726-nucleotide messenger RNA. Its product is annotated as cardioacceleratory peptide receptor-like. The transcript is spliced from 7 exons. Gene Ontology annotation, molecular function: vasopressin receptor activity. Bases 173 to 1315 code for a protein of 380 amino acids. Lineage: Eukaryota; Metazoa; Arthropoda; Arachnida; Scorpiones; Buthidae. Gene Ontology annotation, cellular component: membrane. Gene Ontology annotation, biological process: G protein-coupled receptor signaling pathway. The record is from RefSeq and is a predicted model, not a curated record.
UUUGUACUACAAAGAAUUGAGAAAUUCACUUAUGGGAUAGUGAAGCGAGCUUUAUUUUUUCUGAUUUGAUAUAAUUUUAAAUAUGAAAAGAAAGAAAAAAAAGGAAAGAAAAUUAAUAUGAAUUAUUUAUUUACAGACUGAGCAAUUGACAUUUUUGUGGAUUUUAUUUACAAUGAUUGUAGUUGGAAAUACAGCAGUUUUGGUUGCUUUAUCGCUAUCAAAAAAUCGUAAAUCCCGAAUGAACUUUUUCAUCAUGCAUCUAGCUUUAGCAGAUCUGACAGUCGGUCUAAUUAAUGUACUGACUGAUAUUAUCUGGAGAACUACUGUGGCAUUUUACGCAGGGAAUGUUGUAUGUAAACUGAUCAAAUUUCUGCAGGUAUUAGUUACGUAUUCAUCAACAUAUGUUCUAGUGGCAUUGAGUAUAGACAGAUAUGAUGCCAUUACCCAUCCUAUGAACUUUUCAGGAAGUUGGAAGAGAGCGAGAAUAUUGGUAGCUUCAGCUUGGAGUUUAAGUGCACUACUUUCAAUUCCCGCUAUUUUUCUAAACGAAGAAGAAUUUAUUCGUGGAAGACCGCAGUGUUGGAUUGAUCUAAACACAUGGCAAUGGCAGAUGUAUAUCACAAUGGUAGCGAUAUCUUUAUUUUUCAUACCGGCGUUGAUUAUUUCUGCCUGUUACAGUAUCAUUGUCUACACUAUUUGGACCAAAAGCAAAAUCAUGACUUAUCCAAAGCUGUCAAAAUCUUCGCAUUCAUCUAAAGAUAGCGCAGUUAAACAAAAGUGCAUAGAAAACGAAUUAGAACGCAAACGUACGAGUUCUCGUGGGAUUAUUCCUAAAGCAAAAAUAAAAACUGUCAAAAUGACAUUUGUUAUUGUAUUCGUUUUUAUUCUAUGUUGGAGCCCUUAUUUUAUCUACGAUCUUCUACAAGUUUACGAAUACAUUCCUGAAAAUCAAACGUCGAUUGCUGUAUCAACAUUCAUACAGAGCUUAGCCCCUUUAAAUAGUGCAGCUAAUCCUAUCAUAUAUUGUUUAUUUUCAACUCGAUUGUGUCGGAAUCUAAGAAAACUUCCACUGUGCAACUGGCUAGCAGGAAAACUCUUCAUUUGUUGCCCGUCAAUGCGGCAUCCGAACGACACAACAUUUAAUCGAAUGUCAGAUUUUACAACAUUAACUGAAACUAGCCGAUCUUCGACUAGAGCUACACAUCGUCUAUGUCUUCACCAAAGACCUAAUCCCGUGCUCAAGAAAUAUAUCAUCGAUAAAGACUUAUUAAAAUCUUCAGAAUGCGAAGAAAGUACAGAAAAUUCUCACGUUUAAAAGUACGAAGACAUCUUUAAACCACGUUCCUCUGAUGAGGACAGAUUAUAUAAACAUUAAUCUUUGGAUGUAUUUUUAAAUUAUAUCUUUGUUUUUUGAAUAUUUGAAGACAAAAUCUAUUGAUUGUAUCCGGAAAUCUUGCUUUUAAAUGGAAUAAAACAAAUGUAUUCUAAGAGGAAAAAGAAGAAAAUCAGGUUUCAUCAGAAAUUCGAAUAUAAAUAAUGUCGAUUUGUCUUUUUAUUUCUUUGAUCCUGAUUGUAAUUUCGCGUGACCAUUUAUCAUUAGAAAACUUUGAAAAUGUAUUUUAGUUUUUUUUUUAAUUUUAUUUCUCUCUCUGUAAUUAUUUGUUGUCACAUUCUUCUGUAAAUAGCACUAAUUAUUGAUCUGAUUAAUAUUAAAGCGUUAUUAUUA